AUCAAAGUGAUAAAAAGGUACAAUCCAAUAACCACAUCUUACUGUAGAAUAGAUCCCAUCGCACUGUAAGGUAUACAUUAGAGUUACAAUGGCUUCAGUUGACAACGCAAAAGCACUUGUGCAAGAACAGCUUGCUCUCCUUCGGGUGAAGCUAGAUCAGAUCCCAGCACUCCAGGAUGUCGAGGUGAGUAAAAAGUAAUUUUGCUUUCGUGGAACCCGAACAGAUUUCAUUCGGCAAUUGUGUCUAUAAUUUCAAUCCGAUAGUGCCAAGCUUUGUGGCAAAGUUAUUGAUGGUUCAUGAUAAUGAAUUGAUUGAACUAUUGUGGGGAGAUAAGAAACAUAGAAUUUUGCUUGACCCUGUGUGACUGACAAUAGUUUUUGAUAUUCUCCUUUCGAUCGACAGGACAAAGUUAAGGUUCCCAAAGAAGUCUUGGUUCUUGCGGGCAGUUUCCUCUUUGUCGUCUUGGUCUUUUUUGGUAUUGGUGCAAAUACCCUUUGCUCGUUUAUUGGAUUUAUUUACCCCGCACACCAAACUGUUAAGGCCAUCGAACAGAAAAACAAGGGAGACGAUGUUCAGUGGUCGGUCUACUGGGUUCUGUUUUCGUUCUUUUCUUUGAUCGAGACCUUCCAAGAUUUCAUUCUUUACUGGAUUCCAUUUUACUUUGCUUUCAAGCUGGCCUUCCUGUUAUGGGCCAUGUUGCCACAAACCCGUGGUGCAAAAUUCCUCUACGACAGUUUUCUGAAAGACUUUUUAAAGAAGAGUUCCGCCAACUCGAUGUCUCGAAUCGACACCGCGAUGGCAGAAGCAAAGAAGUCGGCGGACACGACUGCUUCCGAACUUGUCGACAAUGUUUCAGAUUUGGGAACCAAGAAAGACGAAUAAACGUUGUUUUGAGUACCAUAUUUCCUUUUGUGCAACGAAUUCGUCAAUCGAUCGGUGGAUCGCAUUGCAUUGCAUUUUUAUUUAAUUAUUUCCAACAGCCAUUUUCGUCGUAUUACCUACCAUGUCAGCAACCAUAUGCUUUGUUUCUUGUCAAGAUCGGGUCGCUUAUUCCAGUAGGCAUGAUAAUGUAUAAACCCACUUUCAUGGAUAGUACUCGUGUGAAGCAGUAUGUUUUAUGAUCAUUCGACCAAGCUUGGCUCAUGUUUAUUAGAUGUGUAUCGUUCUUUGCUUCAUGUAUAUGACAGGGUUUACAGAUCAUAGAUCAUAUGUUCCUCUGCUUUGACGGCACGAAGUCCAUUAUGAUAAAUGCAGGUUUCUUCCGAAGAACAGUUUGUUUUGGUUUCGAAAUGUUGGUACUGUAGGCAUCAAGCCACUCGAUGCGGAUUUUACCGGCCUUCAUAUCUUAGUGCUCCAACAACCCCCACUGGAUUCGGUAUGCAAGGAUUCUUUUUCCCUCUAACAAGACUCCUACUACAUUACACUUCAUAUAUGUUGAAGGCGAGUUGGUGGCGUGCUAAAACUUGAGUAGACCUUAACGACGAAUAGUCAAUAGCAUUUCAUUUUAAUUUUAUGUUCUGAUAACAGACUAGUUUCAAUACUGCGUGACUCGCUUGUAUUUUGUGUUUCUAAUUCAUUAGACAAUGCCUGCUCCACCAUGGGACGGAAGCACCAGUGGCGUAGCAUUCUUCACGGCCAAAUAAUAGUACCAGAAAAAGUCAAGCAUCAUGAUAAGCUGGACGGCUUGGGAAAACAAGGCCAAGUAUCCGGGUAAUUUCGAGCCGGAAGCAUCGGCGAGCUCAUGGUAGCUGUAGAUCCAGAAAAGAAAUUCCAUAACUCGACCAAACCCGAGAGCGAAUACGAAAUGCGCGGUAAGUAGUUCGACGACACCCGAGGACUGUUUUUGGAACAUAUAUAGUUGGGGGAGUAACGCCGCGGAUUCGAGGUACAUGGCGUAAGUCCAAGCGGUAUCACUGAGGAAAUCAGCAUUUAGGUUUGGAUGCACAAUAACCGCCAAUAUCAAAAUGGGAACGGCCAAGUACACCGCACCGGUUCCGGGUGGUACCAUGAACUCUCCAAAUUUAUCCAAAUCCGCUUGAUAUGUGUGCUUAAAAGGAGAUGUACAUGCAUACAAGGAAACUGUACAUAGCAACAAUGACAUUCCUUCUACAAAAUGGUAGAGCCAAUCUCCAGACUUGUCGUAUGGCAGAUAUCCCUCGUGUCGGAUGAUGGAAGUCAGACGAAAAAAGAAUACACAACAGUAGAGCUGCAAAGUCUUCUUGGAGACACCCGUAGCCCUUUGACUUUUAAAUGUUUUCAGAUUGAGAAUGCCGAACCCAAACAUUCUAGCCAUACCGCCAUAAGUCAUAAGGAAGGAAAAGUCCCCACCUGACAACAAAAAGUAGACUAGAAGGGAUGCCGUAAUGAACCCAGCCCACAUGAGGACAUACAUAUUCAAUGCCUGGACUGCAAUGCUUUUUUUGGCUCCUUUUUUGCCAUCGUCGUUGUCGCUCCCCGCCUGCUUUUCACAUGAGUGUGGAGAUUCGUGCAAGAAUUAAUUGGUAAGAAGAUGCAACGCGACAGAAGAAAAUCGAAAACCGUCACGAAGCAAAAAUUACUUAUUUUCAUAAGUCGGACGAAAGGAAGAUAGCGUUCUUGAAAACCAAAAUUCCGUCGACCUCGAAAUAACGCGCAAGUUUGUAGUAUUGUAAGAGAAAGGACGGAAUCUAUUUCAAUCACGGAUUGUUGUUGAUUCAAUUCUCUGUUUUUGAUAAGAUGACCAUGACUAGACCGACAUCAUUUCUUCACUAGAUUGCAAAUCUAGCAGUCAGCAAUUCAAUUUGUUACGUACAGAAUAGUUGUCGGGAGCGCCACCCCCAUAGGAUCCAUACUGUGAUCCAUAGUCCUGACCACCGGAUGCACCGUAGGAAGCUCCCCCGCCGUAGCUUUGACCGUAAGAUGGCGCCGCGUAUCCUCCUCCGCCUUGCUGGGAACCGUAACUGGUACCACCGGCUUGACCGCCGUAUCCCCCUGCAUUGGAGUUG
Molecule: messenger RNA, 2985 nt
Organism: Pseudo-nitzschia multistriata
Lineage: Eukaryota; Bacillariophyta; Bacillariophyceae; Bacillariales; Bacillariaceae
Source: the annotation of a GenBank genome assembly